Molecule: messenger RNA, 960 nt
Organism: Jatropha curcas
Lineage: Eukaryota; Viridiplantae; Streptophyta; Magnoliopsida; Malpighiales; Euphorbiaceae
Source: RefSeq, a predicted model, not a curated record
AUGGGAAUUUCAAUUCCAGCUCUUUGUUACAGGAAAAGAACUGUUGGGCCAUAUAGAUUGGGCCAUAUAGAUGGAAGUGAUCCAGCUCUUAAAGAUGCUAAGGAGUUGCUUCAUUGGAAAGUUAGAGAUGCAAGAGUAAUGACAUGGAUUCUGGGGUCAGUUGACCCUCUUAUUGCUUCUAAUUUGAGGUCUUCUAAAACUGCAAAGGCCAUGUGGGAUUACUUGAAAAAGGUUUAUAAUCAAGACAAUGCUGCAAGACAUUUUCAAUUGGAGAGCGAUAUUGCUAAUUAUUCCCAAGGAAAUCUCUCCAUUGAGGAAUAUUAUUCUGGUUUUCAGAAUUUAUGGGCUGAGUUUACUGACACUAUUUAUGCUAAAAUAUUUGUUUUGGCGAAUUACUUCGCGAAGAACAACAUUUUCUCACUCAGAACUCUCUCCAACAAGAAAAUACUGUCUCACAAGAAAAUAACUGUCAAAGGUUGCCUUUUUGCUGCCCAAGAAGAGGAAAGGGUCCCGGGGAACAUGAGUAGAAUCAAUGUUAUAACUGCAAAAAAUUAUGGCCAUAUUGCUGCCAAUUGUGGAAAGAAGUUUUGUAAUUAUUGCAAAUUGUCAGGACAUGUCAUAAAGGAGUGUCCGACACGGCCUCAAAAUCGAAAAUCGAAUGCUGCCCCAAUUGCACCAAAUAAUCUCACUCAUUUUGUUGCUUCAACGGUUUCUACAACUCCCUCUUCAGCUGCUGAACCUGUGAUUCUUACUCCAGAAAUGGUACAACAAAUGAUCAUUUCAGCCUUCUCCGCCUUGGGACUACAAGGUAAUGAUACCCCUUCCUCCUCUCAACUUUGGCUUGUUGAUUCUGCUGCCUCAAAUCAUAUGACAAACACAUCUAGCAUGCUUACCAAUGUUUGCAAAUAUCACGGUUCAACUGAAAUUCACCAAUGUUCGCAAAUAUCAUGGUUCAACUGA